Molecule: messenger RNA, 3221 nt
Organism: Mus pahari (shrew mouse)
Lineage: Eukaryota; Metazoa; Chordata; Mammalia; Rodentia; Muridae
Gene: Lclat1
Product: lysocardiolipin acyltransferase 1
Exons: 6
Coding region: 143-1273 (376 amino acids)
Cellular component (GO): endomembrane system
Molecular function (GO): acyltransferase activity
Source: RefSeq, a predicted model, not a curated record
CUCCCCGCUUCGGGAUGAAUUAGCGGCGGGUUCUUCUCCCAGGUUGUGACCCCCGUGGAGUCGCUGUCUCGCCCCAGUGUCCCCGCGACGUCGCGCGUUUUCCCCGGUGUGUCCCAGGUGCGCGGCCCGCGGUGCCAGAAUCAUGGUGUCGUGGAAGGGGAUUUACUUUAUACUCUUCCUGUUUGCCGGAAGCUUUUUUGGAAGCAUUUUUAUGCUCGGUCCCAUUUUACCUUUGAUGUUUAUAAACUUGUCCUGGUAUCGCUGGAUUAGCAGCCGCCUUGUGGCUACAUGGCUCACGCUUCCUGUGGCAUUGCUGGAGACCGUGUUUGGUGUCAAAGUAGUUAUAACAGGUGAUGCAUUUGUACCUGGAGAGAGGAGUGUCAUUAUCAUGAACCACAGGACGAGAGUGGACUGGAUGUUCCUGUGGAACUGUCUAAUGAGGUACAGCUACCUCAGACUGGAGAAGAUUUGCCUCAAAUCCAGCCUCAAAAGUGUCCCUGGAUUCGGCUGGGCCAUGCAAGUUGCAGCCUUUAUCUUUAUUCAUAGGAAGUGGAAGGAUGAUAAGAGCCAUUUUGAAGACAUGAUUGAUUAUUUUUGUGCCACCCGUGAACCACUACAGCUUCUCAUUUUUCCAGAAGGAACUGACCUCACAGAAAAUAACAAGGCUAGGAGUAAUGAUUUUGCUGAGAAGAACGGACUUCAGAAAUAUGAAUACGUCUUACACCCAAGAACCACCGGCUUUACUUUUGUGGUGGACCGCCUAAGAGAAGGUAAGAACCUCGAUGCUGUUCAUGACAUCACCGUGGCGUAUCCUUACAACAUCCCUCAAACUGAGAAGCACCUUCUCCUUGGAGACUUCCCCAGGGAGAUCCACUUCCAUGUGCAUAGGUACCCAGCCGAGUCGCUCCCCACCUCCAAGGAGGACCUUCAGCUCUGGUGCCACAGGAGGUGGGAGGAAAAGGAAGAGAGGCUUCGGUCCUUCUACCAAGGAGAGAAAAACUUUCACUUCACUGGGCAGAGUACAGUUCCACCUUGCAAGUCUGAGCUCAGAGUCCUUGUGGUCAAGCUACUGUCCAUACUGUACUGGGCCUUGUUCUGCUCUGCAAUGUGCCUGCUCAUAUAUCUGUACAGCCCUGUUCGGUGGUAUUUUAUAAUCAGCAUUGUGUUCUUCGUGCUGCAGGAGAGAAUAUUUGGUGGACUGGAAAUCAUUGAACUUGCAUGUUACCGUUUUUUACACAAGCACCCACAUUUAAAUUCAAAGAAAAAUGAGUAAGAUGGUGGUUUUUCUCAUGUGAAAACCUAGGGUUGUCACGAGAAUGUCAGUCUUUGUACACUGAGACAAGUUUUGCAUGACUAUGUCAAAUGUUUCUUACUAUCAUCAUUCUUUGUUAAAGGUAUUUUGCACUUAAUUUUGUGGGGGAAAUAUUGCUAUGGUUUCUUUAAAAUCUCUGAAUGUAAUUCCAAUGCUGUGUAUGUAGCAGGGAUCAAUCCCUCUGAAUAACUAGGGUCAGAGUAUUAGAAACAAUCACUAAGCUGUCGAGACAAAAAUGCAGACUUUUCUGAAAGGACCAACUUGUUUCCGACAGACUCUCAGCUCAGAGGUUGUCCUGGCACCAUGAACACCAGCCCCAGCGUCUCUAAGCAGGUAGUAGACUGCCUCCCCCACAGGGCACAGUCCAUUCUUUAAGUCUUUUACACCAAUGAAACCCAAAGGUGGAACUGCCUUGUCCUAAGCUGAUCCCCAUUGGCAGGGAGCCCUCCAUCACUAAUAGUCUCUUGUGCUGAAUGUGCUGGGUGAGACAGAAAAAGCCCCCCUUUCCUCACCUGGAAAUCACAUCCGAACUCAGCUCAGGGAGCACCUUCAGGCUCUCCAUUUGGCUUUUAAAGGACAGACACUGGCGCAGCUUGCUUUUCACUCACACUCAGUCCUGCCUUCCUGAUGGUUACCAGGUAACGUCAUCUUUAGCGUGUACUGGUUCAUGUAAAGAUGCAUUAGAAAAACAUCUGUAGUUCAAACAGAAACUGGAAGGCGGGGUGUCUGUCCUAUGCAUGCAGGGUGUCCACCUUCUGCCAUUAGAGCUACAACAAACAUGCCUGCAGACAGGAUGGUGUAGCCAAAGCCCCCACACCCUGAUAAUGUUACUCUUAAAACAAAAAAUGCUAACUCAGAAUGAGCUCUUUCAGUGAUCGCAAGGACACACUCUCUCUUUAGUCAUCUCUCAACAGUUAAAUUUAAACACACUGACUGUCUGCCAAAUAUUCCUAUCAUUUGGAAGCUGUGACAAAAUAACAAACCAAUAGCGAGCACGCAGUGUCCUAGGUAAGAGAAUCCUGUGGCCAUUGUUUCCACUCCACUGGGCUGCAUGCUCCCAUCUGUGUCAUGUGAUUGGGGCAGGGACAGAGGCACAUAAGCUUCCCCACCCCACCCCACCCCUGUGUCCAAUAAUCCGAGCAGCUCUUAUUGCCCUGUGUACUCAGACAGGGAUCUGCCCUUCCUAAGAUGGCAGUGCGCAUCUGUACCUGGUAAGGACUUUCUCAUCUUGCCAAGCACACUGAGAAAGCCCUGUUGGGGGACAGGGCACCAUCAGCAUAGCAUGAUUACGUCUGGCUUUUUGAUGUUUGUGCGUAUGUUAGUGGGAGAGUGCUAACUGGUGCCUCUGGAGAAACAAGCCAGCCCGUGUUUAACUGCUCCAUCAAAGCUCACUGUAAUCCUGCUGGGAACUUACUGAUUAGCAGCUGUGCACACCUGCCCCCAACACAGCUGCUUAGCUCCCUAGUUUUUAAGGUUUUACACACACACACACACACACACACACACACACACACACACACCCCACACGCACACGUACAACCCUUACCCCCUCCCAUUCUUUCUUUCCCUUAAUGAGAAAGGCUUCCAAUUUUAAGUUUCUCUGAUGGAUCACAUUUAAAUGUGGAAAUAGCUAGCAAUUUGUUGUUGCCCAGGAACAAGAGAGAUACUGCCGUCUUUGCCCACAGUGGUUGGGCUCAGUUAACAGUGCCGUCCAUCUCAUUGGGCACCCGCAGGCUCUCUGUCUCUUGUUCUUCCCCUCUCCCUCUUCUGAUCAUAGAAAACAUUAAGGUAGAAAAUACCUUAAUUUUACUUUAUCUACCCCAAAUUCAUAAUGCUAAGUACAGCACUAAAACUAGAGAAUGUGGGUACUCUACUUGCUUUAAGAGGAAUUUCUCCGAAGGGGGAAAAU